Molecule: messenger RNA, 1882 nt
Organism: Hydractinia symbiolongicarpus
Lineage: Eukaryota; Metazoa; Cnidaria; Hydrozoa; Anthoathecata; Hydractiniidae
Exons: 2
Coding region: 594-1334 (246 amino acids)
Source: RefSeq, a predicted model, not a curated record
GUUAAGGUGGGAAAAAUUACGCUGGGUCUUAAACGAUUUUUCUGCGGCCAAAAUCUGGCCGCACUUUUUGAUUGGCUAAUUCUAUUGUUCUCUGCUCACGUGAUUAUUAUCGGGGAUAGCCCUUUUCAUCCUGAAUAUUCCAGCGAGUGGUUUCACUCACCAUAUUAAACAUUAGUAUUCUACAAAGUUUUUACCAAAGUAAGAUUUGGCCAAGCUUGGUAAACAACUCACAGAUAAAUUAAAAUGUCCUCUGAAGCGAUUAGUCACAUUGUUCGAUUUAAACUUGGGGUUUCCGCUGAGUAAUUCUUUCGCGUCUAAGCUUUAAUUUGAGAGAAGCUCAUUUUAUCAACUCGAAGAAGAAAGCUUAGUUAAUUAGACUACUUUAAACUUGGAAGAAAAAAUGUUUUUUCGUCUUUCUGGUGAUAUUUCAGUGAAAUUGUGUUGUGCAAAUUUUUGAAGAAGUAUAACUAAAAAAAUCAAAUAUUCUCACAAUUACCAAUAUUAGGACCAACAAUGAGUAUGUUUACUAUUUUUUAUUGACAAUAUAUUUCGGAUAAAAAUUAUCCAUCAUCAGGUCUAAAAGCAAAUAAAUAAUGUUAAAAACAGUUAAAAACAAGUAUAAAAUUAUUCAACAUAUCAUACAUAAACUACACCUCACACUACAACAAAUCAAAUUUAAACGGUCAGUCGUAUCCGGCCUAGUUCAUCGAAUACAUCGAGCGUGUAGCACAUGGUCGAAUUUUCACCAAAGUCUAGAAAAAGGUAAAACUGUUCUUGAGAAAAAUCAAUAUCCGAAAGCUUUCUAUGACCCGAUAAUUAAAAGUACGAUAUCUAAGAUUAUGGAAAAUAAUGAUAACGAGAAUCCUGAUGAAGAAAACGAGAAAGAAGAGUCUGAAGAGAAGAUGAUUUUCAUUCAAUAUCGUGGGCGAGUUUCGGAGAAAUUUGAAACUUCUAUGAGAAAGUUGAAUAUUCCGUGUAAAAUUAUUUUCACAUUGAAAAAGUUGAAAAGUUCUCUGCCUCCAUUGAAACCUGUAAUUGAAAAAUGUUUCAAAAGUUGUUUGGUAUACAAAAUAGAAUGUCCACGAUGCAACUCGUGCUAUGUCGGACAGACGAGCCGACAUUUAAUCAAACGACUUAAGGAACAUAAAAGAACUGGUCCGGUGGGAAAGCAUUUCGACGAUUGCAAUAAUCUUUUAACAAUGGAAAAUGUAUCAAUUUUAUGUUCAUCAACACGGAACGUUUAUCAUUUAAUGACUCUUGAGGCGUUAAUGAUCAAUUACAUCAAACCGGUUUUAAAUACAAAAGACGAAUAUAGAAGCAGAGCAUUGACCUGAUGAUGGAUAAUUUUUAUCCGAAAUAUAUUGUCAAUAAAAAAUAGUAAACAUACUCAUUGUUGGUCCUAAUAUUGGUAUUUUAUCGUGAAGCCACAAUGUUUUUAUCUUAUUCUCACAAUUAAUAAUAAUUUUUGUAUUAGUCUUUCUUACAUGUGAAAUAUGUUGUGAACACUGAAUAAAAUCAUGUAUAUAUCUGUCAUGUAUAUACGUUAUUUUUCCUGAUGGUUUUAAAUUUGAUGGUGGGUAAAAAUGAAGGGGUAAGUAUGUUGUGUAUGGAAAAGUAUCCAAUUGUAUUAUUUUUCCUCAUUUUUUGAAUGUUUUUUCUUUUUCUGAUCAGCCUUUAUCAAAACAUCCACCGUCGGCAUUUUGAGCGAGAGAGCAAGAAUAACGUCUAAAUUCUGAAACAUUCAGAAGUUCAAUGUUACAUAAAAGAAUUUGUAUAUAUCAUAAAAUGUCCAACAUUUUCUAGAUUAAUUUCAAAGACAUCAAGCUAAAGCUUUUAUUUUUUUAGAAAAUACUAUAUGUAAAAUAUUUUAUUUUUAUUUAUA